Colletotrichum paranaense is the source of this 411-nucleotide messenger RNA. RefSeq lists its product as uncharacterized. The transcript has a single exon. NCBI's taxonomy places the organism in Eukaryota, Fungi, Ascomycota, Sordariomycetes, Glomerellales, Glomerellaceae. The record is from RefSeq and is a predicted model, not a curated record. The coding region runs from base 1 to 411 and encodes 136 amino acids.
AUGCAACAUGCCCGCCGGUCCCUUAUCGCACUUCCGAUCCAAAGUUCCGUCCGUUUCCUCGUGUGCUCCAUGCGGCCUACCCGCCCCGGCCUGCUUGCUUGUCCCAGUGUCCUCAUCAACUUGCGUCGAACGAGACGAGAGACUUCUGCAGUGCACCAACAAACCCCGUCGUCUCUUUUUACUUUCUCUUGGCCUUGCCCUCCCCGACCCUUACUCUUACUCUUAUUCUCACUCCCUCCUUCUAAGCCCUUCUUCUCAAAUUCCUCCAGCCUCCGCCGUUCCUAUUUCUUCCCGCUGACUGUUCGUCCCGAAUCCGCUUACUAUUCACUAUCCUUUCUCUUUCCUCUACUCCGUACCGCAGUCGGCGACAUCUACGACACAAUACUCCCCGACACUCUCACACCUCACUAA